AUGGAGAAGAAAAACUUUCACGUCGUCCUGAAGUCCAGGCCAGGAGAAGACAACGAACCAUCUGAAAGCAACUUUAGCUUUGAAGAGGUCCCUUUCCCACCAGAACCUCCUAAAGAUGGUGAGGUUUUGAUCAGAAACGAGUAUCUGUCACUGGAUCCUGCGCUGCGAUGUGCCAUGAACAGGGACACCGGAGUCAGUUAUUUAAAAGCCUGGGAAAUCGGUGAAACUCUCAGUGGAUUUGGAGGUGUUGGUACCAUUGUUUCCAGCGGCGACCCCAAUUAUAUUCCUGGGGACUUGGUCACAGCCUUCUAUCAUUGGCCUUGGAAAGUCUACUUCAUUAUUUCGUCGUCCUCUGUGAGAAAGAUCCCAGUGGAAAUCUCUGCCAUCUCCCCAACUAUAUGUUUGAAUUUAACUGGACUCACUGGGUUGACAGCAUAUCUUGGUGUACGGGAAAAAGCCCAUGUGAUUAAAGGAGCCAAUCAAACAAUGGUAGUUAGUGGUGCUGCUGGAGCCACCGGUUCCGUGGCAGGACAGGUUGCUAAAGCUGAAGGAUGUGAUAAAGUGGUGGGUAUCUGUGGCUCUGACACUAAAUGCCAGAUAUUGACUGAAGAACUAGGGUUCCAUGCAGCCAUCAACUACAAGACUGAGUCCGUGACUGCAAGACUUCAACAGAUCUGCCCAGAAGGAGUGGAUAUAUACUUUGACAAUGUUGGAGGCAGCAUUAGUGAUGAAGUUAUCAGACUGAUGAAUCCAGACUCUCAUGUGGUCCUGUGUGGACAGAUUUCACUUUACAACAAGAAUGUACCCUAUCCACCACCCCUUUCAGAGGAAAUAUCUGCCAUUUUGAAGGAGAGAAAUAUUACCAGGGAGAGGUUCCUGGUAUUAAAUUACGCUGACAAAUUUGACUCGUCUGUUGAAGAGCUGCUGAAACUGAUUGUUGCUGGGAAAAUUAAGGCCAAAGAGACUGUGGAAAUGGGUCUAGCAAAUGUUGGCCGGGCGUUUGUGUCGAUGAUGACUGGAGGAAACAUUGGGAAACAGCUUGUCAAAGUCACGGAACAGUGA
This is a messenger RNA of Candidula unifasciata, 1062 nucleotides long. Lineage: Eukaryota; Metazoa; Mollusca; Gastropoda; Stylommatophora; Geomitridae. The record is from the annotation of a GenBank genome assembly.